UCGUAAUCCUGACUUAGUUGACCGCUGCGUGCCGUACUUGCAUGUCCUUACCACGAGUAGUGCUUAUAAAAACUGUGUCAAAAUGGGAAUGCCUGACAGUAGGAAGCCAGAGUCAUGGUGGGUAUCAGCAGUGCUCAAGACCAUCCGCGCAGUCGCGUUGGUCUUCGACAUCCUCACCUUCCCAGUACACCUCAUAGUCCAGAGGCCAUGGAGGAGACGAGCGCUCUCCAGACGAAUCAAGGCCCGUAUAAUCCAAACCACACAGAACAGCAUCACAGUUCGAUCAGUGUCGUCUCCGUGUGAUCUGCACUUGCGCCUGGUCCGCGAUGGAGUCACCUCCAUGGAGAGCAUGCUGAGGGCCGCGGCCGCGCGCUGGGCUGACCGUCCUUGUCUCGGCACUCGUACCGUGCUCAGCGAGGAGGAUGAGCCGCAGCCGAACGGACGGGUCUUCAAGAAGUUCAACAUGGGCGAGUACGUGUGGCGUACAUACGUGGACGUGGAGAAGGAGGCGCGCCACUUCGGCGCCGGACUGCGCGAGCUCGGCUGCCAGCCGCGCCAGAACAUCGUCAUGUUCGCUGAGACGCGCGCCGAGUGGAUGAUCGCCGCGCAUGGUUGCUUCAAGCAGAGCAUUCCUGUCGUAACAAUCUACGCUACCCUGGGUGACGAAGCGAUAGCGCACGGUAUCAACGAGACAGAUGUAUCUACUGUGAUCACCACCUACGACCUUCUGCCUAAGUUCAAGAAGAUCCUGGCCAAGACGCCCAAGGUAGACACCAUCAUCUACAUGGAAGACCAGCUCAAGAGCAUCGAAAGGGAGGGGUACAAACAAGGCAUUAAGAUUAUCGGAUACAAGGAUGUUGUGGCGAAGGGAGCUGCGUCUAAAAUUGAACCGGUCCCACCGUCCCCAUCAGACACGGCCAUCAUUAUGUACACGUCAGGCUCGACGGGUGUGCCGAAGGGGGUGAUCCUGUCCCACCGCAAUAUGUUGGCUACUCUCAAGGCUUUCGCCGACGCCAUGCCUAUCUACGACGGAGACAUUCUUAUGGGAUUCCUGCCACUCGCACACGUAUUCGAACUGCUUGCUGAGAACCUUUGCAUGAUUGGAGGAGUUCCCAUCGGCUACUCUACUCCACUCACCAUGUUGGACACAUCAAGCAAGAUCAUGAAGGGCACUAAGGGAGACGCCACUAUUUUGCAGCCCACUUGCAUCACUACUGUACCGUUGAUUAUGGACCGUAUCAGCAAGGGUAUCACGGACAAGGUGUCGCGUAGUGGAGAGUUCGCGAGUGCAUUCUUCAAGUGGGCUUACACGUACAAGCAGACCUGGAUGCGACGUGGAUACGACACGCCUCUCCUUAACAAAUUGAUGUUCGCCCGCAUCCGCGGUCUGCUGGGCGGGCGCGUGCGCAUGAUGAUCUCUGGCGGCGCGCCGCUGUCGCCGGACACGCACGCGCAGGUGCGCAUCUGCCUGUGCUGCUCCGUGGUGGCCGGCUACGGGCUCACCGAGACCACGUCCUGCGCCACCGUCAUGGACCCGCACGACCGCUCCACCGGACGCGUCGGCGCGCCCACCUCCGGCACCGACGUCAGGCUGCUCGACUGGGACGAGGGCGGCUACAGGGUCGACAACAAGCCCUACCCCCAGGGUGAAAUUGUAAUUGGAGGCGAUUGUGUAGCAGAAGGAUACUACAAGAACCCAGAAAAGACCAAGGAAGAGUUCAUCGACGCCGAAGGCAGGCGUUGGUUCAAAUCUGGAGACAUUGGAGAACUACAUCACGAUGGAUGCAUUAAAAUUAUCGACCGCAAGAAGGACCUGGUGAAGCUGCAGGCGGGCGAGUACGUGUCGCUGGGCAAGGUGGAGGCGGAGCUGAAGACGUGCCCCAUCGUGGAGAACAUCUGCGUGUACGGCGACAGCUCCAAGUGCUACACCGUGGCGCUGCUCGUGCCCCAUCCGCUGCAUCUGGCCGAGCUCGCCGCGCGCCUCGGCCUGCCCGACAUGGACUUCGACGCGCUCUGCCAGAACCCCACCGUCGAGAAGGCCGUCGUCAAGGAGCUCGCCGACCAUGCCAGGAAGUGCGGUUUGGAGAAAUUCGAAGUACCUGCAGCGGUGAAACUGGUGACGGAAGUGUGGUCCCCCGACAUGGGUUUGGUGACGGCGGCGUUCAAGAUCAAGCGGAAAGACAUCCAGGAGCGGUACAAGGAGGACAUCAAGCGCAUGUACGCGUCGUGAGCUGUGAGCGCGUCCGUACCUUAGUCUCGUUAAGUCGUGUACAUAUUUGUGUCUUACGUCUAAAUAUCGUAGUGUGUAUUAUUGUAAUACUAAAUUUUCGCUUGUGCGCCUGCGGACGGAUGAUCGUAUCUUUUAUGUAUAAAAAGUAAGUACACCGUUUGACUGGUCAAACGCUUCUGUUGAGAUUCUUUGUGUAAAUUUAAAAUUAUGUAGAUCUGAAGUGGAGAGUGCGCUGUGCGUGAUUGGAAAGUAAAUUUUACGUCAUUAUUAUAGAAUUCCUCGGAUAUCGUGUAGAUAUUGGCCUAGCAUCUCAUGUGUAGAUAGCUAUUGUCCCUACCAUGAAACUCGUACAUUUGUUCCUACGUGUUUUUAAAAGACAAAAUAAAUGUUUCGUGGUCGGGACGAAACGUCGCUAGACUAAGAUAAUUGUAUUAGUACUUAGGGGGAUCGGGGAUAGUGUUUGCAAUGUAAUAAUAAUAAUUUUGCAAUAAAUUCAUUUUUGUUCAUCUGUUUAUUUGUAUUAUAAUAAUGAAGAUGACUCAUUUGAGAAAUGAGUGUUCAUGGCGAGCUCAUUGUGUUGCAUAAUGUUAGCAGAAUGAUAUGUUUUAAUGUAUUAAUGUAGUACUGUUAUGUUGACACAUGAUGCAUUAGUACAAGCAUAAUAAAACAUUCAUGAAUAUUUCUAGGUUUACGCUAAGAAAAUAUACUUACUCCACAAAUAUCAUGUAAACAUUUUAUCAUUGUACGACUACAUAAUUCGUUAAAGUUUUAGGUAGUAACAAAAUGUGUGCGUGUCAACAUAAUUAGGUCGGAUUAUAAAUUUGUUGAUUAGUUUUUAUUGUUUUGUAAAUCAUGGCUAAAGUUGUUUAGCGUCUCUGUAGCGCCGAGAGGGGUCGGGAGGGAGCUAGUCAAUCUUACUAUACAAUGUUACAGCAUUUUAACCGUCGCCCGCAUUUCGCUGAGCAUUUACAUUUACAUACAUUUAAUAUAAACCUUUUAAAAUAAAUUUAUUAAUGUAAUCAAUGUUACCUGAACAAACGUUAAAUUCCAUUGAUGUAUUUAAAUGUGAGACCUCGAGUUUAACUGUAUGGUAUCGUUAUAUUUUUCGAUGUAAUCAUAUUAUAAUCAUUGAAAUGAUCUUAAUAUUAUCAUCAGUGUACUGUUGUAGAUGUUUGCUCAGUUCACGUGACUGUAACUUUGUGUUUGAAAUUCUUAAGCAUUGCAAUGAAAACCAAUUUUGUAUUAUUUAUUGAAUAAAUGUUAAUAAAAUCAGUA
Spodoptera exigua (beet armyworm) is the source of this 3505-nucleotide messenger RNA. NCBI's taxonomy places the organism in Eukaryota, Metazoa, Arthropoda, Insecta, Lepidoptera, Noctuidae. The record is from the annotation of a GenBank genome assembly.